Messenger RNA from Impatiens glandulifera, 1430 nucleotides. RefSeq lists its product as uncharacterized. The record is from RefSeq and is a predicted model, not a curated record. Lineage: Eukaryota; Viridiplantae; Streptophyta; Magnoliopsida; Ericales; Balsaminaceae. Bases 39 to 1427 code for a protein of 462 amino acids. The transcript has 7 exons.
AGAGACAGAGAGAGUCGAAAGCUUGAAUCCUAGUAAAAAUGGCUUCGUCUCCAGCGUCUCUCCCCUUGUCAUUAUCUUCUCCCUACUCCUCUUCUUAUUCUUUCUUAUCAAGCACCAGAUACAAUCCGUUUCUUCUUAUCCAUCGCAAAAGGGUUCCAAAGGGAACUGUUCGACCUCUGAUUAUGGCGUCUGACUCCUCUAAUGCUCGUCAGAAAUCGACAAAAUUGGUUACAUUUUUGGGGAAAGGAGGCUCCGGCAAGACUACUUCGUCCAUCUUCGCCGCUCAGCAUUAUGCCAAAUGUGGUUACAAAACUUGCCUUGUGAUAAAUUCUCUAGACCCUACGGCUGAAUUUCUCUUGGAUCGCAAGAUUGGAACUUCUCCAACGACAUGUAACAACAAUCUCUCAGCUAUGAGGCUGGAAACUAGUAAAAUGCUACUUGAACCUUUCAACUACCUCAAGAAAGCUGAUGCUCAACUUAAUAUAUUUCAAGGGGCUCUCGAUGGGGUUGUAGGAGAAGAACUUGGGGUGCUUCCGGGAAUGGAUUCCAUUUUUGCAGCUUUAAUGCUUGAAAAGCUUAUAGGUUUUCUUGGAAAUAAUAUUGGAAAAAAACGUCAACAAGAGAAAUUUGAUGUUGUUGUUUAUGAUGGUAUAAGUACGGAAGAGACUUUGAGAAUGAUUGGGUCGGCUAGCAAAGCAAGGUUGUACUUGAAGCACAUGAGGACUUUGGCUCAGAAGACUGAACUUGGGAGGGUGGCUAGUCCCUCUCUGUUAAGACUUGUAGAUGAAGCUCUGAAUUUGGAAGGAAAUAAUUCUGCUCUUAAUGGAAGAACUAGUUCUGAGAUAUGGGACAAUCUGGAAAAGAUACUGGAGAAAGUAUCUUCUGUCUUUGUUGAACCAAAUAGAUUUGGUUGCUAUCUUGUGAUGGACCCGAAAAAUCCUAUUUCCGUAACUUCCGCAAUGCGAUAUUGGGGUUGUUCCAUUCAAGCAGGUGCUCAUGUUUCUGGUGCAAUCGGUGUCUCAUCUCCAAAUUCUUCCAUGGAAUCAAUGAAGAUUAUAAUGGAAGACUUCUCACCUCUUCCUUAUUCUUUCAUUCAAUAUGUAUCAAUGAACUCUGCUCCUGAUUGGGACAAUGUUAUAUCUAAUAAGGGAAGUAUCGAUACUAGAGAACUCCUUUCUUUCGAUCAAAGCCAUGAAGGCGUAAUUACACCAUCUGUUAAAUUUGAUUUCGCUAUGAAAUCUGUUACACUCUUUAUGCCGGGCUUUGAGAAAUCAGAUAUCAAGCUUUACCAAUAUAGAGGAAGAUCGGAGUUGCUUGUGGAGGCAGGGGAUCAAAGACGCGUUAUCUUUCUCCCACCACAGAUUCAAGGGAAGGUCGCGGGUGCUAAGUUCUUAGGAAGAAGCCUUGUUAUCACCCUAAAGCCUUGAGAG